UUCGCCGGUAAGAUCGCAAUUUUUCUUUUGGUGUGUUGGUUCGGUCGGAGUGACACUGUGUGUGCGACUUCUCCCUACAUCAAUCAGCUGAUCGAGUGGCGUACCCGUGACAAUCGUCGAAUUAGCGAACAGCUGUUAGCCGAAACAUAACCUCAAAUGGAGAGCGAGAAAGUCGUACAAACGAAGACCAAGGAGGGAAAGUGCAAGAUGAUUGAAGGGGCUCUUCCGCUAAUGCAGUGUGGAUCUCUUGAAGUUGGGGAGGAGAAAAAGCACCGCAUUCCUACGAUGGAGGGCCUGAUCAGCAGUAAGAACAAUAACACUAGCAGCAGCAACAACAAAGAUGCAGCUUCUAACCAACAGAGGUUGGCAGUGCUGAGCUUCGAGCAGGUGCGACGACUCAACGAUGUCAUGGACGAGGUAGUCAGCAUCCACGGACGAGGCAACUUCCCCACCAUCGAAGUCCGAUUACGAGACCUAGUGAACGUUGUCAAGACCAAGCUAGAGAGUGAUACAGCGAGUGGUGGUGCCGGUAUGAAAGUGCGAGAUAUCAGACUGAACGGAGGUGCGGCAUCUCAUGUCCUAGCGACCGAGUCUCAGCCUUAUAAUGACCUGGAUCUCAUAUUUGGAGUCGAGUUGUCGAGCGGAAGUUAUUUUGACCGUGUGAAAGCGGCUGUGUUGGGUUCUCUGUUCGAUCUUUUGCCCAAAGGAGUAAGUCGUAAGCGCAUCACGACGUGUAGUCUGAAAGAAGCUUAUGUGGGAAAGAUGGUGAAAGUGAAUCACGAAGGUGACAGAUGGUCUCUCAUAUCCCUCGGCAACUCCCGAGGGCACAGGAAUGUGGAGUUGAAAUUUGUCGAUUCGAUGAAAAGGCCGUUUGAGUUUUCUGUCGAUUCCUUCCAAAUCAUCCUGGACUCGUUGUUGCUGUUUUACGAGUGCUCCGAGCUGUCCAUCAGUGAAAACUUUUACCCCACUGUCGUUGGCGAGUCUGUGUACGGGGACUUCCAAGAGGCGUUGUACCAUUUGCACAAAAAGCUCAUCGCCACCCGACAUCCGGAAGAAAUCAGAGGCGGCGGUCUGUUAAAGUAUUGUAAUUUAUUAGUCCGUUCGUACAGACCUGCCCAGCCCGAUUACAUCAAGACGUUGGAGCGGUACAUGUGUUCUCGGUUCUUCAUAGACUUUUCCGAUGUCCACCAACAACGUGCCAAGCUGGAGAACUACCUGUGGAACCACUUUGUCGGGCCAGAGGAGGAGUCCCUGAAGUACCAGUACUUGAUGUUGCUGCACAGUGUCGUGGAGGAGUCCACGGUGUGUCUGAUGGGCCACGAGAGACGACAGACCCUCAGUCUCAUAGAGGAGCUAGCAUGCCAAGUGUUCUGUCAGGAGCAGCAGCGACUGUUGGCCUCUCAGCCCGCGACCAUAAUCUACGCCGGCGGCUACUACUACGCUCCUAUCAUUCCGACCUACCCCACACCCUACACCUCGUACAUGACCUGUACGUCGUAACGACAUUCCCGUUGAGCACUCGUCGGUGUUGUUUCGGCUGUGAAGAUUCUGGCAGUGUAACGAGUUUCUCAUCUCAAUAUCACAUCCGAGCGAGCCGCAAAGCCUGAGAUUUGAGUUACUGAAAGGUAAAUUAAUAAUUUAAACGUGAUCUCACCAGAAGUACUCAGUCUGACCGAUUGUUAACAAUAUAUGCUGAGAACUUUGCCGUAAAAUUAUUGUGAUGUGACAAUCUCUUAACGGUUUUAUAUUUUUCAUUCUAACUUUAUAUUUAUUCUUUUCAUUUCUUUCAAUUAUGAUAUUGUUUGAGAUUUGUGAACCUUCACGCACAAAUUUAUUUGAAGAUGAGCAUAUCGAGAAAGACUUAACCUACAUAUUUUGUUUGACAUGUUUCAAGUAUUGAGGCUAAUCUGUAUUUUUGAUUAAUUUUUCAAUAUGAAAAAUGUGUUUGUUGUACAACUGUUCAAAGAGUUUUCAAUAUGAGUUGCCUAUUAAGGAACCGCACAAUAAAUAAAACUAAAGGCUCUCAAUUACAGUAUAAUUACACUUCUAAAAUUUUAUAUUUUAUGCUACCCAGAGAUUCCUAGAAAUAUUUAUGUUUUCAUAUACAGUAAAUGGUUUCUGGAACUAGGCUAAAUUAUAUUCAUUGUUUCAUCAUUUAGAUUAAGCAAAAUGGUCUGAUUCAUUAAGAAUUAAGAGGCUAACUAAAGUUCUGUGUUUUUGAACUGAACAAGUAGACUCUCAGAAGAAUACCGGGAGCCAAUUAGUAGUUCUGUGUAAUUUUAUCUAUUUUAAUAAAGGCUAUUUAAGUUAUUUUGUUUAUUUUCUUGAUUGUAUACUUGUUAUUUUAUCACUUUGUGGUGGUGGGCUAUAAAAAUAUGGUUAUAAUAAAAUUUAUAGUUUGUAUACGACUAAAUUAUUUUUUUUGUAUAUAAACUAUAAAUGAUUUUCUGAUUACAUACAUACUGUACUUAUGGUGCACUUUGAAUUUGUUUUCCAUUGCAAAAGUCAAUUGAACAAUACGACUGAGCGAGCAUUAGUUAUUUCUGUUUAUUUUUGUUUUGGGAAUAACUUUUAUCUAAUUGAAAUAUAAAAAUUUCCUUCUGAGUAGUUUUGCUUUUCUCAAGUUGGCUAUGAUAUUUUUACAACGAUUUAAAUUGUUUUUGGCUGUGUCAACAAAGUGAAUUGUUGCCGUUACAGUAUUUAAAUAACUUAGACAAGAAAUAAAGAAAUUUUAAGAAGACUUGCAAACAGUGAAGAUCAGAAUGUAUUUUAAAAAAUUGCUUGCAAAUUUAUUACCAUAAUGUGUCAAUAAUCAAUGCAAUUUCACAUUAUAGUUAUGAUAAACCAACUAAAUAAGCCUAAUAUAUCGAGAAAUCUGGGACAGAAUUGUGUGAUUACUUGAGAGAGUUUUAUUAGGUGAAACCAUUGACUAGUCAAUGGUGAAACAUAUUUCUAACUCAAGUACUGUGAGAGUGACACCUUAUUGGCAAAAAGAUCAGAUAAACAAUAUCGGGACCUCUUCACGGUUUUUUUCAGGACUAACUGAAUAAAACUCAGUGAAGGAAUCGUUAUAGGUCUUACCAAGGAAUAAUGAGAAUAAACGGUUUAAGGCUCAAAAAUGAAGCUUGGUAUUUCAUAAUUUAUACCUACCUAAAGAUUUUUAUAGGUGUAUUUUAAAAAUAGUUAAAUCAGCAUACACCCCCAAUUUUGAAAAAUAUGUUGGAAAGGCAUCAGCCAUGAUGUCAUUUAAAUUUCAGACUCUGUAAUUUCAAUUAGUUUUACAUUUAUUGAAUUUUUUUGCUAUCUUAAACAGACUCAAAACAUAAAGAAUUUCGUCAACAUAUUACCCUACCAAGAAAUGUCGUAAAAAGUGAAAAUAUAUGAUUGCUUGAGCCUUGGCUUCUUUAUAUUCGGAAUUCCUUGGGUCUUACUUUUUAAGACUGAAAUAGCAUAAGUUAGUUUUAUUGUAGAUGCAAUUAAAUAUGGUCCAGGGAAGACAUAGAGAAAUACGGCGUGAUUAAGUUUGUAGUCUUAAGGUUUUAAAAUUGUCAUCAUUUAAGAACUGUAAGCUGUUUUGGUACUGUAAGAUUUUGAUUUCUUACAUUAUUUUUAUCCUGCUCAAUUUGUUUAUUAUGUCGAAAGCUGUUGUAGAUUUAAGUGCUUUCAUAAUUUUCCAAACAUUUUCUGUACAAGUGCAAAUUUUAUUUUUGGAGAUAAAUAGAAUGAAAAUACUGAAGGCUAUGUUGUUAAAUUAAAAAGCUAAAUCUCUUUUUCUCUAGUAAAUUGUUGAUCUAGAAUAGAAUCCUAUUAAUAAAAAUUAAAAAAAGAUAUAUUUUUGAAAAACAAUAGAGAAUAUAGUAGUUACAAUUGAUUUCUUGAACAAUGUGAUAGUAAUUUUACUGCAUCGACUAAACCCGGUUUUACUAUAAUAGCGAAAACAGAAACUUUAACCUAUUAAAGGAAGCUUUAUCUAUAAUUUGUGUCAAAAUGGUUUGAGAGUUCAACUCAAAAAUGUUAUCACAUUUUCUUUUAAGUAUAAUAUUAAUUAAAACUACCCGUCAAUUGUUUUGACUGUCAGAAAAACAGAUAAAAAACCUGGCAAGUAGUUUUCCAAACUGUGCUCAUUACCAUAUACCUAAAUAAGACAAUUUUGCCACUAAAUCUUCCAGGCAUUACAACUUUAUUAUUCUUAGCUUUUAGUUUUUUUGCUUCAAAUGCUAACCUUUGUAGUGUUCAGUUGACUGUUUAUGUAUGUAAUUUUUAUAAAUGGUAAAAUAAAGUUGUAGUUAUACUUGACUUAUCACUAAAAUAUAACAUUGUAACUAUUAAGAUGGAGGUUUUAUGCUUAUGUCACCGUAGUUACCAUCUAUUGCCUGGUUCCUAUUCAGAAUCACGCUUUCAAUUUGAAAUAAUACUCGUGUAAAUUGUUAUCAAUAAUGAUUGAUGGAUUCCAACAAAUUUCAGUUGCGAGGUUUUGGUUAAACUGGUUUAAGUAUGUCUACAGCGGCAUCACAUCUCUUAUACUGUUUUUGACAUAUGCCAUUAGUUAUAGGACAUUUGUUUAGUUUAUUAAGACAUAUUAAUCUCCCGUGUUUUGAGCUAGGCUAUAUGUUUCCUUGUAAAAGAUUCAUUAUUAAAGUGUUGUUUUAUUUAGUUUAGAUUUAAAAAUACUUCCUUACUGUUUUUGCAUUCAAAAUAACUAUUGCGUUUGCAAUGUUUACUCCGUGAAUUCUACCACAUAUGGACAACCACCAGCACAAAGGGACUAGUGAUAAUGGCAUAUCUUGAGAUGGUAUAAUUGUUAACGCUUUUUAUAUAUUUAUUUCAUAAAUGUAUAAAAUUGUGGUACAGAGAUAUUGUUGUUCUAGGAAUACAUUUACACGGACAAUGUUUGGUAGAUGAAAUAACAUUUUAAAACAUUCCCUUGCCAAUUUUUUGUGUAAAAGAACCGUGAACAAUUAUGACAAAAAAGUGCUUACCACUACAGUUGUUUCUAGGACUGUAGCUAAUGCUAAAUUAAAUAUUGAAAUCCCAGACAAAAUGUCCGUGUAAAUGUAGGCAGUAGCAACCUUAGCUAGGUACAGUGAACAGUAGCCGUCGUAAUCAUGCAUGUGACAUCUAGUCAAAAUAUAUUGUUUAUGUCAGUAUAUAUAGCCUAACUAUGAGUGUAACUAUGAUUUUUCUAUCUUGCCCUCUAAACGUGCCUGCGAGCACCAUUAUUUGUGUAGGCUUAGAUGUACCCUUGAGGAAAAAUAAAUUAACGUAUAACCAUAUUUUAUGCCAUACUGCGCUGUUACAGACGACAUUCUAGCCACAACUUCAAUUUGUUUACUGAUUCCGAUGUGGAUUUUAAGUAUUUCUGUUUUGGUAAAUUUUACGAUACUCUAGUCUGUUUUCUGAUUGGAAAAAUGUAAAACUUGCAGGGUGUGUAAUAUUUAUUUGAGCACAAAGAGAAUAGGCAGUCAAUGGCUUGACGCUCAUCCAUCGGUUUCAACAACUUGAAAUGUUUAAAGUCCUGAAUAAAAUUUAAUAAAACCCAA
Molecule: messenger RNA, 5540 nt
Organism: Macrosteles quadrilineatus (aster leafhopper)
Lineage: Eukaryota; Metazoa; Arthropoda; Insecta; Hemiptera; Cicadellidae
Product: terminal nucleotidyltransferase 5C
Exons: 2
Coding region: 157-1500 (447 amino acids)
Biological process (GO): mRNA stabilization
Molecular function (GO): RNA binding; poly(A) RNA polymerase activity
Source: RefSeq, a predicted model, not a curated record